Acanthoscelides obtectus is the source of this 952-nucleotide messenger RNA. The record is from the annotation of a GenBank genome assembly. NCBI's taxonomy places the organism in Eukaryota, Metazoa, Arthropoda, Insecta, Coleoptera, Chrysomelidae.
AUGAGUUCCCAGCGAGCGAAACUUAUAUUAAAGUUAGCAAAAACCAAAGCAAGAGUAGAGAAGAAAGAGAAUGGUGCGCAGGAUAGUUGGAAAAUUUCGCAGCAUAAUAAUAUUGGCAGUACCAGCAGUACUGCAGAGGAAGCUGUUAAUAGCGUCACGGUCAAUAAAGAGUCCCAAAACAUGAUUGAAAGUAAUAAUAUCCGCAAUAGUUUAAAAGAAGCCAAAAAUGCAACCGAAGAUAAGAAUAAUAUAGAGUCUGUAAAUCAGAUCGAUCUGCCAAGCCAAAACGUUAUCUCCCAAACGACAAUCAUUCCUGGUAUCAUCUUUGAUGAGAGUUCAGAAGAUAUUGGAGGUGUUACAUUAAUAAAUAGAACUCGAUAUCAGGGCUUACUUAGAGCGCAUGAAUAUGAAGAAUUCCCUAGCAGUAAUGGUCCUAGCAGUGAGCUAAUAGAAGAAGAAGCCACUUCUGCUAAAGUAUUUUCUGUUGAACCUGCAAUUCAAACAGAUAACAAUUCAAGUAGUAGGUCCCCAAGUGAUUCGGACCCGACCAGUUCUGAAGAAGAACCUUUUGGUUCUGGCUUCAGAAGAAGAUCCUGAUUUUGAACCAGAAAACAUAUUGUCUUCCAGUGAAUCCGAAGUAGAUGGUAUACCUCAAAAUGUAGCUUUACAAAUACGUCGUUCAGUGCACUAUCCUUCUGAAACAGAGAAGCAAACUAAAAAACGAAAAAGAGUCCCAGAUGAAUGGCAAAAGAAUAAAGCGAAACGUCUUAGAAACACAGAUAAAAGUUAUGAAUCCAUUAGAAAAAUCAAGAAAAGUGAUGGAAGUAUCGAACGGAUGAAAGUAAAGGGAGAAGAAAGAAAGAUGUCCGCGCCCUGUGGGGAAAAAUGCCGCUUAAAGUGUUCCACCAAAAUCUCACAAGAUCAGAGGCAAAAAAUUUUUGAAGAAUAUUGG